UUCCAGAGCUUGUUUUAUUCCUCAGCAGCCCUUCUGCAGCCUGGUGGAUUCAAGCACAGUUGGAAAUUGUGGGACUGUGGCUUGUUUCAGAAAAAGAAGAAAGGAGACUUUAAGUAUAGCUUUAGCAGCAGAUGGCUCUGCUUUGGAUCCUCUUAUACACAAAGGAAAUGUGUUUGCUGGCUUUGUAAUUAACUCGAAAAGAGAAAGAAAAUUUUGUUAAAGACAGUGUGGAUAUGACUUGAAUUAUUCAUCAGGGCUCACAACGCUGGUAUUUAAGAGUAGGGGUGAAGAAUGACCCCCUUCCUGCCAGCUCUCCAAUAACUCCUACUUCAAAAAGGAAUUACGGUUGGAAAGGCAGACUCUCUCUAGCCAGAAAGCUGAAUUCUUCAGUGCUGUAAGUAUUUGUAGCAGAUUUGCUCAAAACUUCAAGGAGACCAAACACAAAGAUAGAAUCAUGGUAAUCCCUGCCUUGGAAAGCUCCAAGCAAAACACCUUCUGAGCUUUAAGGGAAGGGACAUGCUCAUAGAUGCAAAAUCUUCAUGGCUAAGUUUUGGCAUAGGCUGGGAGAUGCUUCAUGAUGGAUAAAGCCAUUCAGCAUCCUAGUGAGAUUUUAUCUAAUAGAACUAUCUCAAACAGCAGCUAUUCCCAGUUUUUUAACUUUGAUACAUGCCAACCUUCCUUCCCUGUGGUACUCCUGCUUAUUACAGCGUACACAGUGGUUACAACAGUGGGGCUUUUUGGAAAUCUUUGCCUGAUUGUUAUAAUAAAGAGACAGAAAGAAGUUCAAAAUGUUACAAACAUUUUGAUUGCCAACCUCUCUUUAUCAGAUGUCUUGAUCUGCAUCAUGUGUAUUCCCGUCACAGUUGCCUAUACUUUAAUGGACUACUGGAUAUUUGGGGAAGCUAUGUGUAAAAUAAGCUCCUUCAUACAAAGCAUAUCUGUCACAGUCUCCAUUUUCUCACUUGUCCUGAUUGCUGUCGAGAGAUAUCAGUUAAUUGUAAAUCCACGUGGCUGGAAGCCUAAUAUUUCACAUGCCUACUGGGGAAUUAUUCUCAUCUGGGUUCUUUCCCUUGUAAUAUCCAUUCCUUUUUUAAUAUUUCACCACUUAACUGAUGAACCCUUCAAGCAUCUAUCUUUCCAUAGUGACUUCUAUAAGAACAAAGCUGUGUGCAUCGAAGCCUGGCCCUCUGUUACCGAACGACUGAUUUUCACCACUAGUCUGCUGGUUUUCCAGUACUGCUUGCCCCUGGGGUUUAUUUUUAUCUGCUAUCUCAAGAUAUUUGUAUGCCUCCGGAGGAGACACAGUAAAAUAGAUAGGAUGAGAGAGAAUGAGAGCAGACUGAGUGAAAACAAAAGGAUUAAUAUGAUCUUGAUAUCAAUUGUUGUGACCUUUGCAGCGUGCUGGUUGCCUCUCAAUAUAUUCAAUGUUGUUUUUGACUGGAACUAUGAGGCGCUGAUGAGCUGCAACCAUAAUCUAGCAUUUACACUGUGCCACCUUGUGGCCAUGAUCUCAACGUGUAUCAAUCCCAUCUUUUAUGGAUUUCUCAACAAGAAUUUUCAGAAGGAUUUGAUUGUAUUAGUUCACCGCUGCAGAUGCUCAGCAUCACAAGAGGAAUAUGAAAACAUUGCCCUUUCAAAUCUGCACACUGAUGUGUCUAAGGGAUCUCUGAAAUUAAACACUCCCCCUGUGGAUAUCUAAAACAAUCCAGCAGCGGUUUCCAAAAGUUUGUGGUUUUUUGCAGGUGACCUUUUUCUAUAGGUCUUGAUCCUGUUACCACUGAAGUUAAAGGUGGUUUUUACCAUUUAGUUCAGCAAAACUGGGAUUAUGCUCCCAAAGGCAGACUGUUAACAGGUACUUUGUGAUGGCAUUAAUGCUAAAAAAAGGAAAAAAGAAAAAAAAGAAAAAAAAAAAAAAAAGAAAAAAAAGCCUGCACUUCCAUGAGUCUUAAAGAUCAAUAAUAAGGAAUUAUUAACAGUAUUAACAUCUUACUUUUUAAUCCACACUUUCCAGGUCACUGACAUACUACUCUAGACCCACUGAUGAUGAUCCCUAAGCCUCCACCAAUAUCUUCCUUUCAACACGACCAUACAGUUUACUUGGGUUUGAUACCAGUUCAGCAUAGAAAUCGAACUUUAACAUGAGGAAAAGGCU
Anas platyrhynchos (mallard) is the source of this 2152-nucleotide messenger RNA. Lineage: Eukaryota; Metazoa; Chordata; Aves; Anseriformes; Anatidae. The record is from RefSeq and is a predicted model, not a curated record.